Molecule: messenger RNA, 1104 nt
Organism: Babesia ovata
Lineage: Eukaryota; Apicomplexa; Aconoidasida; Piroplasmida; Babesiidae
Product: massive surface protein, putative
Exons: 1
Coding region: 1-1104 (367 amino acids)
Source: RefSeq, a predicted model, not a curated record
AUGGCUGAGUACUUUGGUGCCAUUGGUGCACUGUAUAUCAUGGCACACGUUGCGCUUAUGUCAUGUACGUCACACGGGCACACUGCGCGUCGGCCACUUUUCGUCCUUGCUCCGUAUUGUGAAUCGCAAAGCUCCGCGGCGGGCCGCCUCCAUGGCGAUUCGUCUGGCCGCGAUGUUGCACGGGACGUGUUCCACCGAGAGCGUUUGUUCCAUGCCUCGCCCUUAGCGGUUGAUCCGCUGGAGGGCAUGCCGGGCCUCGGGCUGGACGCGGGCUAUGGGUCUGACUAUGAGUCGGACGUCGGUGAUGCGGAAGACGUGGGUGAAGCUGACGUUGCUGAGGUCAUGAAACUAAUAAACGACGCGAAGCAGGGCAAGCUUGGCCCCACCUGGAAAAGGGAGAUGCUGGCUGCAGAGGAGCUCUACUUACGGCGUCGUGCCGCAUUACGGAGCCUGGGCGGAACAGCGGAUUCCGACGAUAAACCCAACGUCACUGAGUUGCUGAACGAGCACAAUGAGGUGCUUGAUGCGCACUUAAGCGCUAUGUUCGACCUGUCCGAGCUGCGUCACCCUACAGAGGAGGUCAGUCGCAACCUGGAUGAGAUGCAACGGGAGGACGAGCGCACCAUUGCCGACAACGCAAGAGGCCCAUCCACGCAGGAUGCCAGCGACGCGCAUUAUCUGAGCAGCGCCCAUGACGGCAAGCUAUCUCCUGAGGACCUUCGAGACCUGAUGGCUGGCUUUUACCGCGAGAAGGGGUUUCUGAACGAGCCCGUUGUCUUCACUCCCGUGCCACCGUUUGAAGUUCGGUGGCGCCAAAACAGUCGUUGUUUCGACCUCUGGUUCCCGUGCAUCUCGCCCACGGACAGCGAGGACGACUAUGCCGUUCGGUUCAUGCCACAGGAGCUUACCAUCGCGUACAACGGCAAGGCUGUGUCUCGUGCAUUGCGCGGCAAGGUCGAUGUGGAUGGCUGCUUUUGGUCGCUGGAGGAGAUGUCGGGACACGGGAAAGUGGUGAGUAUCGUGCUUCUGAAGAGCGCUCCCCGCCAUUCGGGAACGUGGGAACACCUGUUCAGCGGCACACGUCCCUCACAGACCCCAGCCUGA